This is a messenger RNA of Galeopterus variegatus (Sunda flying lemur), 569 nucleotides long. It is a transcript of the gene TRIM10, whose product is annotated as tripartite motif containing 10. NCBI's taxonomy places the organism in Eukaryota, Metazoa, Chordata, Mammalia, Dermoptera, Cynocephalidae. The record is from RefSeq and is a predicted model, not a curated record. Bases 131 to 439 code for a protein of 102 amino acids. The transcript is spliced from 5 exons.
CUCCUAGGAUAUCAGAAGCACUCUAAUAAGAUGUGAAACCAGAAAGUGCCGGAAACCAGAGGCUGUGUCCCCUGAGCUGGGCCAGAGGAUUCGGGACUUCCCCCAGCAGGCCCUCCCACUACAGAGGGAGAUGAAGAUGUUUCUGGAAAAACUCUGCUUUGAGUUGGAUUAUGAACCAGCUCAUAUCUCUCUAGACCACCAGACUUCCCACCCCAAGCUCCUCUUGUCUGAGGACUACCGGCGGGCUCGGUUCUCCUACAAAUGGCAGAACUCACCAGACAGCUCCCAGCGUUUUGACCGGGCCACCUGUGUCCUGGCCCAUCGGGGCUUCUCAGGGGGGAGACACACAUGGGUGUGGAUGGUCAGGGUACCUGGGGACCCAGGCUGCUGCCAGCUCUCUUCACCACCAUCUCUACCAGGUGCAGAAGUAGCUGUGUAGAGGAAAGACUACUGGAUUUGGAGCCAGAAGACCUGGGUUCUAGACCCAGCCUUGUAUGAUUUUAAGCAAGGCACCUCACUUCUCUUCAUCUCAUUUUCUUUCAAAAAUAUUAGAGUUCAUUUACUCAUAU